AUGGAAGGAAAUUCCAAAGACAGAGCAGCAGCAGCUAAAGAAGACAAAGAUGGCGGCGGCGGCGGCGGCGGAGAAGGAGUGAAAUUCCGGGGAGUGAGGCGGCGGCCGUGGGGGAAAUUCGCGGCGGAGAUUAGGGAUUGCAAUAACCACGGGGCGAGAGUGUGGCUGGGGACGUUCGCCACGGCGGAGGAGGCGGCGCGAGCUUAUGACCUGGCGGCGUACACCAUGAGGGGGUCCAUGGCUGUACUUAAUUUCCCGGAAGAAUAUUCCUUCUUCACCAAUACUAGUAAUAAUUGUCAUUCAUCCACAACGACGACGUCAGCAUUAUCCACGUCAGCAUUAUCCACGUCAGCAUCAUCCUCGUCAGAACAGAGGAAGGAGGUUUUCGAGUUCGAGUACUAUGAUAACAAGCUGUUGGAAGACCUUCUUGAAUUUGGAGAGAAAAGAAAUCACUAUGCUUCUGCUUUUCACUGGAAAUAA
Erythranthe guttata (spotted monkey flower) is the source of this 480-nucleotide messenger RNA. RefSeq names its product ethylene-responsive transcription factor ERF096. The record is from RefSeq and is a predicted model, not a curated record. Gene Ontology annotation, molecular function: DNA-binding transcription factor activity; DNA binding. NCBI's taxonomy places the organism in Eukaryota, Viridiplantae, Streptophyta, Magnoliopsida, Lamiales, Phrymaceae. Gene Ontology annotation, biological process: ethylene-activated signaling pathway; regulation of DNA-templated transcription.